Molecule: messenger RNA, 1482 nt
Organism: Cylindrotheca closterium
Lineage: Eukaryota; Bacillariophyta; Bacillariophyceae; Bacillariales; Bacillariaceae
Source: the annotation of a GenBank genome assembly
AUGGGCAAAUCUAUCAACGCAAAGGCAUCCUCGGCGAUGACAAAAAAGUCGGGCGUGUCUAAGAUGAAAACGACCUCUGUGGCUAAAAAGUCCGUCAAGAAACGAGUUGAAAUUGACCUACAACAGCCUAAAGACAGGGAUCCCAUCGGUUCCAAGAUGGUGUCUGAAACCCAGACUGAAGAGAAGCGUGUUACCGAUGACAAUGAAGCGCAACGCAUGGCUGAUGAGAUUGAGGCGAAACGAAUCGCCGAACGAGAAGCUCUCAGGAGUGGGCAUUAUGACAGCAUUGUUCCAAACCUGUCGGAGUGGUGGAUGAAGAAUUUAUAUUCAGGAGAUGCUGUCGACGAAGCAUUGGAACGCCAUGACCGUAUCCAUACGGGUAACGCGCUUUUUAUUGCAUGGGAAGAACGUUUUCCGGGCGUCUGGAACCAACCUUGCCUCCGUCAAUUGACAAAGUACCUCAUUGCCGCAUUUGACACUGAAACGAUGGAAGUGAAUCCGUCUGAAGAAAUCUGGUCUUUACGCAUCUUGGCCAUUCGUAUUUCUUUACAAAAUCCGUUUUCCUUUUUCGGUAUUGAUGAGUUUGAGGGCAAACCGGACGACAACCAUUUCUUUUCAGGCAAACUGGCCAAUCCACGUCUACGCUUGGAGCAUCCCUUGGUGGGCUUUUGGUUAAUCAAACAAACAAGAAGUGGCAAGUCUAUCAACAAAGCUCGAAACCAAGAAUCAGUGAAGGAACCAGAUCCGCCUCGUAUUCAAAAAACAUACGAUCCAAUGUAUUCUAUUGACGAACCAGGCACGGAUGUUCAACGCGAUUCCACCAGCCCCAAAGGGGACCAGGUGCAAAACUCAAAUCGCUUUGCACCUCUACAAAGUGACGAUGACUCUUUCGACGGUAGUGGAAUUCAAGAAUUCGACGAGGUUGAAGUGGUGGCGGUGAAAAAGAAUUACUCCAAGGCGCCUGAGUCGUCGGAUGAAGAUGAAGACACUGAUGCUGAUGACACUGACGACAGGGAGAACAUUGUGGACGACGCAAUGGAGGAAGACAAUGAUGAUGAACGGGUCAAUACCGCUGGGGCUAACCCGCACCAUGAGGCCAUGGACCACAACACUCCACCGUUGACUUCUCCUAAACUUACGGCAACACAAGACUCAGCAGGUACAGGGACCCUUAUAGAGCCCUCGGAAACAACUCCUUCUCGCGUUCAACGUCCCCCAACACUGGCCGAACGGAUCUCGAACCUCAUUCAGGUGAACAUGGAAGGGGUACCAGGCAAAUGUCACAUCUUUGAGACUACUUUCUCUGUGGACUAUCAAGGGUCGGAUUCAGGAACUGUGGCGGGGGCGCUCUUGUUGACAGUUCUGAAUUCUAUGGAGGAAGCCAUCAACAAUUCCCCUAAUGAAUUGAAGCUUCUUCCGAUCUCUGAUACCACAUAUAAGCAACCAAAUCUUUGGAUUCGAAACUCAGUAGAUUUACGUAAU